AUGUCAUCAUGGACCAACAGCAGCUCCAACCUGUCCUAUACCAGCUUCAUCCUGCUGGGCUUCCCGGGGCUGAAGGAGUCCCGAGCCCUCCUGGUGCUGCCCUUCCUCAGCAUCUACCUGGUGAUCAUCUCUGCCAAUGCCCUGGUCAUCCACACGGUGGUGGCCCAGAGAAGCCUGCACCAGCCCAUGUACCUGCUCAUAGCUCUGCUCCUGGCUGUCAACAUCUGUGCCGCCACCACCGUGGUGCCUGCCAUGCUGCUCAGCUUCUCCUCCCGAUUCAGCUGCAUCUCCCUGGCUCGCUGUCUGGUCCAGAUGUUCUGCAUCUACUUCCUCAUUGUCUUUGACUGCAACAUCCUCUUGGUCAUGGCCCUGGACCGCUAUGUCGCUAUCUGCUACCCUCUCCGCUACCCAGAGAUAGUGACAGGCCAGAUGCUGGCUGGCCUGCUGGGGGCAGCAGCUACUAGGAGCACUUGCAUCGUUGCUCCAGUGGUGGGGCUGGCCUCCAGGGUUCGUUUCUGCCGCUCGAACGUGAUCCACCCCUUUGCCUGUGAGCACAUGGCCCUAAUGAAGCUCUCCUGUGGGGAUAUCUCCCUAAACAAGACUGUGGGGCUCACUGUCCGCAUCUUCAACAGAGUCCUGGACAUGCUGCUGCUAGGAGCCUCCUACUCCCGCAUCAUCCAUGCUGCCUUUCGAAUUUCAUCAGGCAGAGCACGUUCCAAGGCCCUGAACACCUGUGGCUCCCACCUGCUGGUCAUCUUCACCAUCUACUCGUCCACCAUGUCCUCAUCCAUUGUCUACCGCGUGGCCCGCACUGCCUCCCAGGAUGUGCACAACCUGCUCAGCGCCUUCUACCUGCUGCUUCCAUGUCUGGUCAAUCCCAUCAUCUAUGGGGCCAGGACCAAGGAAAUCAGGCAGCACCUGGCAACUGUCUUCCAACGGGCACAACACCAGGUCUCCAGUGAGAAGCUCCAGCCCCCGCCCUCACAUAGGGAGCUUCCUGCCUGA
Molecule: messenger RNA, 1005 nt
Organism: Dama dama (fallow deer)
Lineage: Eukaryota; Metazoa; Chordata; Mammalia; Artiodactyla; Cervidae
Product: olfactory receptor 52K1-like
Exons: 1
Coding region: 1-1005 (334 amino acids)
Biological process (GO): G protein-coupled receptor signaling pathway
Cellular component (GO): membrane
Molecular function (GO): G protein-coupled receptor activity; olfactory receptor activity
Source: RefSeq, a predicted model, not a curated record